GCAGGAGCUCCUCCCGGUUGUAGAUGUAUCUCUCCAGGAAGCGCUGUGUCCCGUUAAUCGCGUAGCAUUCCUGCCGUCCCUGGAACAGCACCUUCCAGCAUCCUCUUUACCCAGCAACAGAGAAUGUCAGCUCUGUUAUUCCUCUGAUUGGUGAAGCCCAGCCAUGCUGACUCCUCUCCACCCAUUUUGACCAUUUCCAGUGCUAGAGGCCCACAGUUUCAGAGUCUCAUCUGCCUCCACCCAGCCUCAGUUCAUUAACACUGUUCCUGAGCUCAUGGACAUCAAUUAUAGACCCCACAACGUGUGCCCUGAAGACAGAAUGUUCCAGACCAGAGCUAUUGUCUUGAGAACCCUCUCCUUGGCUUUCCUGCUGAGUCUCCGAGGAGCUGGGGCCAUCAAGGCGGACCAUGUAUCAACUUAUGCCAUGUUUGUACAGACACAUAGACCAACAGGGGAGUAUAUGUUUGAGUUUGAUGAAGAUGAGCAGUUCUAUGUGGAUCUGGACAAGAAGGAGACCGUCUGGCAUCUGGAGGAGUUUGGCCGAGCCUUUUCCUUUGAGGCUCAGGGCGGGCUGGCUAACAUUGCUAUAUUGAACAACAACUUGAAUAUCACGAUCCAGCGUUCCAACUACACUCAGGCCGCCAAUGAUCCCCCUGAGGUGACCGUGUUUCCCAAGGAGCCUGUGGAGCUGGGCCAGCCCAACACCCUCAUCUGCCACAUUGACAAAUUCUUCCCACCAGUGCUCAACGUCACGUGGCUGUGCAACGGAGAGCCGGUCACUGAGGGUGUCGCUGAGAGCCUCUUCCUGCCCAGAACAGAUUAUAGCUUCCACAAGUUCCAUUACCUGACCUUUGUGCCUUCGGCCGAGGACUUCUAUGACUGCAGGGUGGAGCACUGGGGCUUGGACCAGCCGCUCCUCAAACACUGGGAGGCCCAAGAGCCAAUCCAGAUCCCUGAGACAACGGAGACUGUGCUCUGUGCCCUGGGCCUGGUGCUGGGCCUAGUGGGCAUCAUCGUGGGCACCGUCCUCAUCAUAAAGUCUCUGCGUUCUGGCCGUGACCCCCGGGCCCAGGGGCCCCUGUGAAGUACUGUAAAGGUGGGAAUGUAAAGAGGAGGUUCUAGGAUUUGUAGAAUGUAAGGAAGGGAGGAAAAAUUCAAUCCGAUAAUUGUUCAUUGAUCUUCUAAUGGGUUAAAAGCAUUCAGCCACAUAACAACAACAACAUUGAUAACUAACAGUAGUUAAUAUGCUCAGGCGCUAUUCUGAGCGUUUAUGUUUAUUAACUCACUUUAUUCUCACAAAUAGUCUUUGAGGUAGGUACUAUUAUUUUCACCAUUUCACAUGAGAGAUACUUCUAUCUUUUUACAUACACAGAGACCUGAAGCACCUUGAUCAAGUUCCCACAGCUAUGAAGUAGUAGGGCUAGCUUCCAAUCCAGAAAGUCUAGAUCCAAGACUGUUUAUCCACUAUACUAUACACCCUAUUUUGUGAAAGAAAAGACCAAGUUCAAAUUCUCCAAGAGUCCAUUGUCUAUUAAUGGAGGCAGAUCUAUAUUUCUAUACAUAAUUACAACACAGUGUGGUGGGUACCUGUACUAUUUACUGCCUUUACUUGGACUCAUUCCAUGGCAAUGCCACACAAAAAAUGCCCCUCCGGAGAUCUUAUAGUUUUCUAUUUUUCGUAACAUUCACCAUGUUUUAUAUUUGUAUGUGUUUUGGAAAUUCUCUUAGCAUUAGGUAGUGAACUUCCAUGCAGAUGACCACAUCUAAUUCAUUAUUAUUAUUGUUAUUCAUGCUGGACAUCAGGUA
Mandrillus leucophaeus (drill) is the source of this 1806-nucleotide messenger RNA. RefSeq names its product HLA class II histocompatibility antigen, DP alpha 1 chain. Gene Ontology annotation, molecular function: MHC class II protein complex binding. The coding region runs from base 275 to 1084 and encodes 269 amino acids. Gene Ontology annotation, biological process: peptide antigen assembly with MHC class II protein complex; positive regulation of T cell activation; immune response. Gene Ontology annotation, cellular component: membrane; MHC class II protein complex. NCBI's taxonomy places the organism in Eukaryota, Metazoa, Chordata, Mammalia, Primates, Cercopithecidae. The record is from RefSeq and is a predicted model, not a curated record. The transcript has 5 exons.